This is a messenger RNA of Temnothorax curvispinosus, 2178 nucleotides long. RefSeq lists its product as uncharacterized. The record is from RefSeq and is a predicted model, not a curated record. The transcript has 2 exons. Gene Ontology annotation, molecular function: RNA-DNA hybrid ribonuclease activity; nucleic acid binding. Lineage: Eukaryota; Metazoa; Arthropoda; Insecta; Hymenoptera; Formicidae. Bases 237 to 2084 code for a protein of 615 amino acids.
GUGAAACUUACCUCAGAUAUAAAAACUGCGCUUCUCAGUGAAGAAUACGUAUUAGCGGCAUUUCUUGAUGUGGCAUCAGCAUACGAUAAUAUGAAAGGGACGUGGAAUACAUCAUCGAUAAUAAAACAACGGUCAGAAGAGUAUCAAGAAAAGGUCUACCCCAGGGAGCGGUGUUGAGUCCAAUCUUGUACGCUCUCAACUCUGAUGAUAUUACCGUGGAUGUUGAUGCCGGUGUAAUGGAGUUAGAAUUUGCGGAUGAUAUAGUGGUAUAUAAGAUGGGUUCGGAUAGAAAGCAAAACAGAGAUAAGAUUGAAGAGGCAGUAAAUAUAAUAGCCAAAAACUUGGAGCUACUAGGUCUGGAUUUGGAGCCUAAGAAGACAACGCUGGUGGAAUAUUCAAGGAGCGGUUUCGUAGAUGACAAUAUUAGUAUUAUGGUGAAAGGGGUGACAAUACCAAAUAGUAGCGAAUCCAGAUUCUUGGGAGUUCGAGUGGAUAACCAAGUAAAAUUUGAAGGGCAUAUUCAAGAUGUGAGAGCAAAAAUAGAAAAGGCAAAUUCUAUCUUAAAGUAUUUGAAUAGUGUAACAAGAGGUUCUGAUUGCUAUACAGCUCUUUUGCUGUAUAAGAGCUUAGUAAGAUCUGUAACAGACUAUGGAUGUUUUGUUUAUGCACCUACUACCGGCUCGCUAAGACUGAAAUUAGAGAGAGGUCAAUAUCUGGGUUUGAGGACGGCGCUUGGAACUAGGAACAGUACCCCGACGAACGUGUUAGUGGCGGAAGCCAAGGUAGAUCUUCUCAGCGUAAGAGCUAUGAUGUUAGCCAAGAAUUUCUGCACGAAGAUUAUUAAAUAUGGUAACCCGAGUAUUAGAGAAAGUAUAGACAUCUUGAGUCAAAAGGAGAUGUUGCAUAGGAUGCGGCACCCACAGAAAAAAAAGAGUAUAAUUUCAUUAGCGUGGGAUAGAGUCAAAUUGUUUAGAAAGGAUAUCGGUCAGUCACUGAAUAAUUUUGAAGUAUGGGACAUGAAUUAUGAAGAUCUCACGGAGGAUAUAACGAUAGAUACUGAAAUAGGUUUUUCGCAUAGCGCUGGUAGGAAAACCAAGGAAAGAAGACGUCUUGAAGAAAUGAAAUAUGAAAAAAAGGAUUUGGAUUUUAUCAAGGAGUUUUGUGAUGAGUAUGAUCUGGAAAAUCCUAUGGUUAUCUAUACAGACGGAUCAAAAUCAGAGGAUUCCGUCGCGACAGGAGCUAGUGUGAUUUUUGAAGAUAACAGUCAAGCUUUGUAUGCUAGUCUUCCGAAGAUGUGGUCGUCGUUCUCUGCGGAGGCUUUUGCAAUAUCUACUGCAUUGGAAAAAUUGGAGAAGGAUCAAGAUCAAGGAAAAGGAUUUUUCAAGAAUGUAUUAAUCUUAUCGGACUGUCAGAGUGUUUUGAAAGCCAUUAAAAACAAUAGGCUGGAUGUGUACAAGAGUAGUCUCAUCUUAGAUAUCAGAAGACGUCAUUUUAGGCUGAAAAAUAAGUAUGGAUGUACAAUUAUAUACGGCUGGAUUCCUGCUCAUCGAGGAUACACAGGUAAUGAGAUGGCGGAUUUGCUAGCGAAGGAGGGUGCAUCGGAAGAGGCUAUGUCGAAUUUUCCAAUCCCGAUAAGUGAUCUGAGAUGUAUAUUUAAAGAAGAAGCUUGGAAUUCGACUCAGGAUGUAUUAAUCAGGGAAAGUUCCUAUAAAGGAAAGGAUUAUUUCCGGAAUUUCUUUAACAAAAAUAUAAAACAGCCUUGGUUUAAACAAGUUAGAGCGGAGAGAUAUUUUUAUUCUUUUAUAAAUCGAAUAAGAGCAAAUCACUAUAACCUGAAUGAGUCCCUAGCUAGAAAAAACUAUAUAGAUUCCCCUAGAUGUGAAUGCGGAUAUGAAAUCGAAGAUAUAAAUCACGUGAUAUGGCAGUGUAGCAGGUAUGACGCAGAACGUGAGGUUAUGGGCGAGGAACUGGUGAAACGGAACAUUCAUGGAACGGAGGAUAUCGUUGAUCUGAUUAAGAGAGAAGAUUGGAAUAAAAUAGGAGUGAUUUUUAAUUUUAUCAAGCGGACGGGCAGAAUCAUAUAAGGGUCUUAACUAUUUGCGCUAUAUAACCCAAAGGCAGGGUUGAAGGCGCUUUGCUCCUUCCCAAAGGAGCAGAAACCAAAAAAAAAAAAAAAAA